This is a messenger RNA of Penicillium waksmanii, 1548 nucleotides long. RefSeq lists its product as uncharacterized. Gene Ontology annotation, cellular component: endoplasmic reticulum membrane. The transcript has 3 exons. The record is from RefSeq and is a predicted model, not a curated record. The coding region runs from base 1 to 1548 and encodes 515 amino acids. Gene Ontology annotation, biological process: dolichol-linked oligosaccharide biosynthetic process; glycolipid translocation. NCBI's taxonomy places the organism in Eukaryota, Fungi, Ascomycota, Eurotiomycetes, Eurotiales, Aspergillaceae.
AUGAUCCAAUUGGCGUCGAGAAUCUUCACCUUCGCCUCCAACCAACUGAUAUUACGAACAUUGUCACCUAUCGUGCUGGGCAUAUCCGCUCAACUUGAGUUAUUCCAAGUGACCAUUCUCUAUUUCUCUAGGGAAAGCAUCCGGAUGGCCAUUCAAAGACAACCCUUGGCAUCCAACCCAUCUUCUAGCACCAACGACAACGACAAAGACAACCGAGACACAGAUAGUGACAAGCAAUCUCUUGCCUCUCAGUCAGUUGUCAAUGUGUCUUAUCUAAGCCUAUUUCUCGGUGUGAUCUUUACAGCCGGGCUGACAUGGUUUUACAAACAUUUCGCUCCCGAGCAAGCUCACAAUACCCCCUUUUUCAAUCAAAGUGUGACGGUGACGGGUCUCGCUUCUCUAUUGGAAUUGACCAUUGAACCAUUCUUUGCGGUCAUUCAGCAGCGCAUGUGGUAUGAGAAACGGGCUGCAGUCGAACUUCCAGCCGCUUUCUUGAAGAGUCUUGUGACUUGUUCUACGUUUUUCUACGCCUCUCGCCAAGGCCAUGAUGUCGGCCCUUUGCCCUUUGCGCUUGGGUAUCUGGCCUACUCAACUGCUCUCAUUUUUGGCAACAAUUCAGAAUACAUCUCCGGUCUAUUCUCUCGCCGCUUAACCUUUUUAGCAGCAACUCUCUUUUUCCAAUCAUUGGUUAAACACCUCCUCACUCAAGGGGACUCGAUGAUGCUAGCUGCAAUGUCCAGCCUAGAGGAUCAAGGAAUAUACUCCCUAGCAUCCAACUACGGCGGCUUAAUUGCGAGGAUUAUCUUCCAACCACUGGAGGAAAGCAGUAGAAAUUUAUUUUCCGCACUGCUGAGUCAAGACGGGCCUAACAGCAAGCGAACCGAUGUCCAACUCCGCACUGCGAAAGGUCAACUUGUCACCAUUCUAAGAGCCUACCAGCUUCUCUCAGCCCUCGUCUUACCAAUCGGACCUAUCAUGGUUCCGACGGUACUCAACAUCCUUGGCGGUCGUCAAUGGGCUUCGCCGAAAGUGGCUGAUUUGCUAUCGCUGUAUUGUUACUAUAUUCCCUUCCUGGCUUUCAACGGCAUCACUGAGGCGUUUGUAUCAUCUGCUGCCAAUCCAUCUGAGAUUCGCACUCAGACGGGUUGGAUGGGUGCUUUUUCUGCUUGCUAUGCACUGGCUGCGUAUCUCUUUCUCGAGGUCGGGUCUUUGGGUGCGUAUGGGCUUGUACUUGCGAAUAUUGUGAACAUGGCUGUCCGAACAUUAUGGAGCUAUUGUUUCAUUCGGAGCUUUUUUCGCAAAAAUGGGAGCAGUCUAGGUAUGAGUGAGAUAAGUAUGAAGCCUGCUGCUUAUAUCCUCUCUGCUUUGGCUACGGUGGCGAGUCAAAUGGUGCCGAGUUUACAUACGAAAAUCAUCCCGGCAAUUGCGUUUAGCGGUGUCUACGCACUUCUGAUGCUCUAUGUGGAAAGAAAAUAUAUCAUGCAACAAUUGGCGGAAAUUCGUCAAAUCGCAUCCUCCCGCGCCAAGGGACCCAAAAAACUCGAAUAG